This is a messenger RNA of Funneliformis caledonium, 1224 nucleotides long. The record is from the annotation of a GenBank genome assembly. NCBI's taxonomy places the organism in Eukaryota, Fungi, Glomeromycota, Glomeromycetes, Glomerales, Glomeraceae.
AUGCUUUCGAUAUUUGGGUGUCCAGUAAAAAUUUAUAACAAUAAAGAAACAGCUUUAUUAAAUGUAAGAAAUAAUGAAACCAAUGAGAUAGAAAAAAUUAAAUUAUACGAUUAUGUUCAGAAAAAUUGCCCUUCAUUAAUUGGAGAAAAAGCUUAUUAUUAUCCUACUCCUUGGAUUGGAAAUGGUCAUGCUCAAACUGCUUAUGCUGCUUAUCAAAACUUUGAAGGAAUCCACUUAAUUGAUUAUGAGAGGAAAUUUGUUUCUACCUCUGAUGGAGGACAAAUUGCUGUCGAUUGGACUCCUCCAGUUAGUAACAAACCAUUUGAUAAUACUCCGACGAUUAUCGUCUUACACGGAUUAACCGGAGGAAGUCAUGAAUCGUAUAUUAGAUGUUUAUUAGAAAGUCUAGUUAACCCGCCGUAUAAUUAUAGAGCUGUCGUAAUCAAUUUUCGUGGGUGUGCAGAGUCUGAUAUUACAUCACCAAGACUUUAUUCGGCCGGCGUAACUGAUGAUAUUAGACCCGUUAUCAGUUAUAUUAAAAAAUGUAUUCCUAAUGCUCCUUUAAUAGGUAUUGGAUUUAGUAUGGGUGCAAAUAUGUUAAUUAAGUAUCUAGGAGAAGAAGGUGAAAGAACUCCUUUGUUUGCCGCGGCUUCAGUUGCGAAUCCUUUUGAUUUAAUUGGUGGAACCAGAUCGUUGGAAAGGACUUACAUUGGAAAGUACGUUUAUUCACCAACUAUGGCGAAUAAUCUUAAAAAGGCACUUGCAAGACAUGAACAUAUCAUGAAAGAUGACAAAAGAUUGGAUUUGGAAUACGCAAAAUCGGCAUUUACGUUAAGAGAGUUUGAUGCAAGAUUAACCGCAAUAAGUUUUGGAUAUGAAACAGUAGAUCAUUAUUAUAGAGACGCCAGUUCGUCACAAUAUAUAACAAAGGUCAAAAUACCAUUGUUAUGUUUAAACGCUGAAGAUGAUCCAGUUGCUUCACACGAAUGUAUCCCUUUUGAUGAAUGUAUUUAUAACCCAAAUAUUAUUUUAGCAACUACUUAUUAUGGUGGUCAUCUUGGUUGGUUUACCGGUUGGUGGCAACCAACUAGAUGGUGUAUUAAACCAUUAUCUGAAUGGUGUAUUGCCCUUUUAAAAACCUGUAAAAAUCCUAAUAAUAAGUCAUUUUUAAAUGAUGAUGAAAAUAAUUUAAGCGAGGAAGAAACUGUCUUUGAUGAAAAUUAA